GUGCUUUCCAGGAGCCAUCAGUCCUCUGAGCGCUGCAGCAGCGGCGGCAGCAGCUGCAGGUCGUGUUGCUCUGUCGGGGUCCGGAGUGUCCGGUGUCCUGCUGGCAUCCAACCUAAAUGAAGAGAUGGUCACGCCUCAAAGUCUCUUUACCCUCUUCGGUGUCUACGGCGAUGUCCAGAGGGUGAAGAUCCUCUACAACAAAAAGGACAGCGCUCUGAUCCAGCUGUCUGAUGGCAACCAGGCUCAGCUCGCUAUGAGUCAUCUGAAUGGUCAAAAGGUGUUUGGUAAAGUGAUGAGAGUGACGCUGUCCAAGCAUCAGACUGUGGCUUUGCCCAGAGAAGGACUGGAUGACCAGCUACUAACUAAAGAUUUUUCUGGCUCACCGCUCCAUCGCUUUAAGAAGCCAGGAUCCAAAAACUUCCAGAACAUCUUUCCUCCCUCAGCAACGCUUCACCUCUCCAACAUCCGGGACGGAGUUGGGGAGGAAGAUCUACGUCUUUUGUUCUCUAACAGUGGAGGAACCGUCAAGGCCUUCAAGUUCUUCCAGGACCGUAAAAUGGCUUUGAUCCAGAUGUCAUCAGUAGAAGAAGCUAUUCAGGCUCUGAUGGAUCUUCACAACUAUGACAUGGGAGGGAAUCACCAUCUGAAAGUUUCCUUUUCCAAAUCUACCAUCUAACCGUCACACCAGCUCCUAAAUGUUAAGCUCUAUGGUGUGCAUAGAAGUCACUACCAUUUGUCCUUUUUUCAGUAUUUUCUGUGAAUAGUUUUCAGUUUAAGUACUGAGAAAACUCAAACUCCACAAGGUAAUUUUUUUUCUUGAGCAGUAGAAGCAGUAAUGACCUCAGUCCCAGUCCAAAGGCGGUUCUGCUUUGACCAGUUCAACAUCUAAAAGAGCCCCGAGGCGGCGCCUUGUUGUUUUAGUUUUCCUCCAGUGGUUCUCCGGGGUGUGUCGGUGCAUUGUGACGUUGCUGCUGGAUGUGGUUCCAGGUGAAAAAAAGACUCAAAACCUGCUCUGGUGUUAAGAUAUUCUUUAAAAGACUUGUAGUUCUUCAUUUUAACUGCUUGGAUUUUCAUUUGAGGUUUGAGUUUUUUAAAAUUUUUGUACGUUGUGUUGCUUCUUGAACCACUUACCCAGAAAUUCUUAUUUCUAACCUCGAGCUACCGUUGGUUAUAUAGUUAUUUUGUCACCACUUUGUAAUGACUCCUCUUUUCUUUUGCAUUAUGUGAAGAUUUAUUUUGGGCUGUUAAGUUCUUCACACACCUCCUUCGUGUUUGGUUCACUCCUUCACAUUUCACCCUGUUCAUUUGUUCAGUUUGCUGCAAUUUGAAAAAAACAAGAAGCUACAACCACUUAAAAUGUCCACUGCAAUGUAAAAAUGACCAGGAGCACCAGUUUAUUACUUUGCAGGUUUAUUUUUUUAUUAGCAACCUCCACGUAAACAACUUGCAGUUUUAAAAAUGUUGCUGCGCCACUCAGGGGGACUUUUGAUGUAGUUUAAACACCAGAUGUAACUAAACUUUGAUGUCCUCAAAGUGAAUAGAGAAAUGAAUCUUAGAGCAGUGUGUUGCAAUUUUACAAUUUUGAGAAGUUUCCUUCUUAACAGACGUACUUUUUUGCUGUUGUUCCCAUUACUGAACAAUCAUUUGGAAGCUUUUCCUACGCGAGGCCCGUUUAAUUAACAUCCCAUCAUGUGUAUUUGAUGUUAAAAGGCUUCGUGGGAAUGAGAAUCAUCAUUCGAGGCUCAUGAUGCUUGUUGAGGACUGUUGAAUAUCCUUGAAACGUCCUGUACAGCACAAAAUGGAAUGUAUCGACAUUAAUCCGUAAUAAUAAUAUUGAGGCUCCGAAGGUGGAGCUUUCCAUGAAGAAUAGAGCCAUCUGGAAUUUCCUGUUUAAAUCCCAUCCCGGUCGUUUGGACGCCAGCUGUGAGUGGGUGAACUCAUACACAGGAUGCAUGCUAAUGCUGUCUGUUUAAACAAGGUUUCAACAUGUGAUUCUGGUCCUGGUCUCUGAUUUUAAGGAGACCUGAUGGGACCAAAGUACAUGUGCCUUUAGUCUGUGAUCUGAUUUUACUGUUGAUUCCUUUGUGUCUUUAAACAGAUUCUUUUAUUGGUACUGUUUGCUGAUCUUGUGUUGUAAACCUGUAAAAAAAAAAAAAUACAACAAAAAACAGAUUAUUUUGUUAAUUACUUUGAAAAAGAGGCGUUCGUCUGAUGCUCAGAACGCCGGGUCACUGUUUCAGCUGAGCUCAUCUCCAAAGUGGGGUUUUUAUUUUUCACUCAUUCUCUCAUUCUUACUGGCAAAGUUUUAUUUUUGGAUUUUUUCCCCCCCCCUUAUAGAAGGAUUGCUGUAAAUUUUCUACUUGAGUUCAGUUUGUUUUGUGAUAAGGUUUCAGAUUAGCACAAAUUAAACACGUCUUUUCUACCAACGAGCCCAGGUUAAGCUGUGUGUGUUUGUAUGUGUUUGGACAAUUUCAGGCCUCUGCUCUCAUCUGUAUCUUACCUGUAAUAAACUUCUCUUUCUCUGUUCA
Amphiprion ocellaris (clown anemonefish) is the source of this 2528-nucleotide messenger RNA. RefSeq names its product polypyrimidine tract-binding protein 2-like. Gene Ontology annotation, biological process: regulation of RNA splicing. Gene Ontology annotation, cellular component: nucleus. Gene Ontology annotation, molecular function: mRNA binding. The transcript has 7 exons. The coding region runs from base 125 to 676 and encodes 183 amino acids. NCBI's taxonomy places the organism in Eukaryota, Metazoa, Chordata, Actinopteri, Pomacentridae. The record is from RefSeq and is a predicted model, not a curated record.